Molecule: messenger RNA, 2100 nt
Organism: Nerophis lumbriciformis (worm pipefish)
Lineage: Eukaryota; Metazoa; Chordata; Actinopteri; Syngnathiformes; Syngnathidae
Source: RefSeq, a predicted model, not a curated record
AUGCCCUCCGCGAUGAAUGCCAAUGGGACGGUGCAGUCCGCCAGUCCAGAUGUGGGAUCCGCUCCAGGCAUAGUGGGUGGAAACACUCUCAGCGGGCGGUCUGAAGUCCUGAAGCAGGUGCUCCAAGUCAUUGAUAAGAAAGCGCGCAACAUGGAGAAGAAAAAGAGCAAGCUGGAUGAUUAUCAAGUGCGAAAGGAUAAAGGCGAGCCUCUUAACCAGGACCAGCUGGAGGCCCUAUGCAAAUACCAGGAGGUCGUUAACAACUUGGAAUUUGCCCGAGAGUUGCAGAAGACAUUCAUUACACUUGGUCAAGAUAUCCAGAAGGCGGUGAAGAAGUCUGCCCGGCGCGAGCAGCUGCAACGGGAGGAGGCUGAGCAGAGGAGGCUGAAGAAUGUUUUGGAGCUGCAGUUCCUCCUGGACCGUCUGGGAGACGAAACUGUGAGACAGGACCUAAAGCAGGGACUUGGGGGGUCAAUGCUGCUCACAGAUGUGGAUCUGACUGCCUUCGAUGAGUUCUACAAGUUGGUGGGGCCAGACCGAGACCAAAAAAUCAGAUUGGUUGACCAGUAUGAAGAAGCGUCAGUGCACCUUUGGGACCUGCUGGAAGGAAAGGACAAGGCUGUGGUUGGCACGACAUACAAGGCCCUGAAGGAAAAGUUGGAGCAGCUUUUGCUGAGCGGUUACUUUGACCAGGUGCGAACUCACCAAAAUGGAGUUUGUGAGGAGGAGCUCAAGGAAGGAGAAGGGCCGAGUGGUGAGGAAGCAGAUGGGGAAGUUGAAGUACUGGCAGCGACCUUGGUUCCAGAAACGGCGGCUGAUUCGUCAGAAGCUGAAGAGCAACCUGUUGAUGCAGAAACCGAAAUCAUUGAAGAAUUUGUGGAACCAAUGGCUGUGGAAACAAAAGAGUUUGUAAACAGACAGUUCAUUCCCAAUAGCACAUACAGCAGCAGUGAGCAAGAGCAAGGUGAUGAGUGGACCACAGAAACAGAGGUGAUGACCGUCAUGCAGCAGCCACCGGUGCAGUCGGCCCCUCCCGCCAUUGUCAUGGAGGCCCACCCACUGACCAUGGUGGCCCCUCCGCCGCCGCCAUCGACCGACCCCAUGGUCAGGAAGCAGGUUGUGCAGGACCUAAUGGCACAGAUGCAGGGAACUUACAAUUUCAUGCAGGAUUCCAUGCUGGAGUUUGACGGACAGGCCAUCGACCCUGCUAUUGUAUCUGCCCAGCCCAUGAAGCCUGGUCAGACCAUCGACCUGCCACAGUACAUGUGUUCUCCAGUUCAUCCCGACUCUCGGCUUUCGCAACCUAACAAUGUUCCUGUUCAAGCUGAGCCCGCACAUGUACCCAUCGUCUCCCCAGCACCGACACCCAUGUAUCAAAACUCACACAUGCCAGAUUCCCGAACAACCGAAGCCGUCGACCCCAUCCAGACGUCCAUGACGUUAGCAGCAGAGCAGCCCCCCUCCUCGGCGCCUCUCCCACCUGCGUCACAGACCCCCGUCUACCAGCCUGUUCCCAAAGCUCCUCACAGCAGCGGCAUCAACGUCAACGCAGCACCAUUCCAGUCAAUGCAGACGGUGUUUAACCUCAAUGCACCAGUCCCGCCCGUGAGUGAGACAGAGGCCUUGGGCCAGCCCGGCCAGUACCAGAACAGCUUCAACCAGGCCUUCAGCAGUCAGCCUCAGCAUCCUGUUGAACCAGCAGAGAUGCAGCCGGAACAACUGCAAACUGUUGGUGCCUUUCAUUCCCAAGACCAGUCUGCAGGCCAUCAGCAGCCUUCACAGCAAGGCCCAGGAUUCAACAGGCAGCCUCAGUCCUUCUACAACAGUAGAGGGAUCUCACGUGGUGGACCCCGCAACGCCAGAGGUCUGAUCAACGGUUACAGAGGCUCAUCCAAUGGCUUCAGAGGUGGCUAUGAUGGUUAUCGCCCUCCUUUUUCCAACACUCCUAACUCUGGUUAUGGACAGACCCAGUUCAACACAACCCGGGAUUACUCAAAUGGCAAUUACCAGAGGGAUGGUUACCAACAGAACUACAAGCGUGGAGCUGGCCAGGGACCCAGAGGCGCUUCGAGAGGCAACGCUCAGGCAAUGAGAUCGUGA